Messenger RNA from Sphenostylis stenocarpa, 180 nucleotides. The record is from the annotation of a GenBank genome assembly. NCBI's taxonomy places the organism in Eukaryota, Viridiplantae, Streptophyta, Magnoliopsida, Fabales, Fabaceae.
AUGUUCGGUCUGGGAUACUGCUCUCCAUCUCCAGAGACAUUCAUGGGACGAAGUAGAAGUAGACAUAGUAGGGUGGCUGUUGAAGAAGAGAAAGACAAUGCAGAUUUUCAUCGAAACUUCCGCACGUUUCUAAAAUAUUCACAAAUAUCGCAAUUUCAGAAGCCAUCAUCAAUUGACUAG